AAUACAUUUUUUCCCUGAUUUUCUGGACAUUCUCUAUAUAUUUGGAAGCUGUUGCUAUAUUACCUCAGUUGUACAUGAUAAGUAAAACGGGCGAGGCAGAGACAAUUACAUCGCAUUAUCUCUUUGCCCUUGGCUUCUACAGAGCUAUUUCGUCAGCGUCACUAUUUUAUCGCUAUCCACUUCCUAUUUGA
Molecule: messenger RNA, 191 nt
Organism: Protopolystoma xenopodis
Lineage: Eukaryota; Metazoa; Platyhelminthes; Monogenea; Polystomatidea; Polystomatidae
Source: the annotation of a GenBank genome assembly